Bipolaris sorokiniana ND90Pr is the source of this 373-nucleotide messenger RNA. RefSeq lists its product as uncharacterized. NCBI's taxonomy places the organism in Eukaryota, Fungi, Ascomycota, Dothideomycetes, Pleosporales, Pleosporaceae. The coding region runs from base 206 to 367 and encodes 53 amino acids. The transcript has a single exon. The record is from RefSeq and is a predicted model, not a curated record.
GUUACUUUACGCCGUCGGGCCGGUAACCCACGCAGUGAAGUCAUCAACGAACGCGAUCGCGCCUCCAUACGUGUCGAUAGGUCGUUGUACGAGAUCGGCGUUGAAGAAGAGAAACAGAAUUAGCAAUAGCAGAGAUCCUUGCGGCAGACCUGCUUAUAGCAGUUCUUAGACCUUAGAAGCCUGUCCGUUGACCUAGAUUGACGCUAUGCGCUCUGAGCAGAAUGCUUCUAUCCACUUCAGCAGCUUCUAUGGUAUCCCUCGUGCUUUCAUCCUCUACAGUAGUCUCUUCUUACACACCCCGUUGUACGCUCCUUUAACAUCAAAGCUAAUUAGGCUAACUAUCCGCCGGCCCCGCCACGCAGUAUAAAUCUAU